Linum trigynum is the source of this 2922-nucleotide messenger RNA. The record is from the annotation of a GenBank genome assembly. NCBI's taxonomy places the organism in Eukaryota, Viridiplantae, Streptophyta, Magnoliopsida, Malpighiales, Linaceae.
UGCAAUGGGCGAAAAAAAACGACUACAACAUACUACACAAAAAGAAGAAAAACGGACACAAAAUAAAGCUCAUGUGCUACACAAAAGGACAAAGUAACGUCUGCUUUAGUUUGUUUCAGAUGAUUUUUCUUCAGCUUGGGUGCUCACUUCUUGUGAUGUCCUCACGUUUGUUUGCUGCUUUGCUCCAUGUUUCAUUUAAUGCAAUUGACCAUCAUAAAAAUCCUUUAUUUAAAAAAAAAAGAAUAAAAUUGCAUCAGAACUUUGUUUUAGAAAAUAAUAAUUGACCAUUACAUAAAAAAAAAGUCUGUUUAAAAAUGAAUAAAAUUACAUAAGAACUUCGUUUAAAAAAUAAUAAUAAUUUUUUACAAAAAAAAAAAAAAACGGACACAAUAAAAAAAUCUCAACAAAAAAGACAAAGUAACGCCUGCUUUUGUUUGUUUCAGAUUAUUUCUCUUCAGCUUUGACACUCGCUUCUUGUGAUGCCCUCGCUUUUACUUAUUUGCUAUUUUACUUCCUAUUUCAUUUAAUGCAAUUCAAUGGAUAUUUAUCAGGUAUAAUUAGAGUUGGUAUUCACAGAAAACCAAGUUCACAAUGCGCGCUCUCUCUCCAGUCUCCACGACUCUAUAAAUAGCCGGCUCGAGUAAAAGACCAAAAGAGCACCAAAACACAAACUAACAGUUUUAGCAAACCCAAAAGAGCCCUAUUCCUUUUUUCAGAAGUUUUCUACAGUACAACAUUUUCGAUCCCCAUCUCCCCAUCGCCAUGGCCCAAAAGAUGAAGCCACAAGCACCUUACUACACUUGCUUUCUUCUCCUAUCCAUCAUCAUCAUCCUCUCCGGCCACCAGAUUCACUCCAUUGAAGCAGCCAGGGGAUUCAAACUUAACCAAGAAAACACCAAUUCUGAUGAAGGCUCUGCCACUUUUGUAGCCGUGGUGGCUCCACGCCGCGUCGUCGCCGAUGCUUUCAGGCCCACUUCUCCAGGGCACAGCCCCGGCAUUGGGCAUCACGCAUAACUAAGCCGCAUGCAAGAACGAAUAAAUUACAUGCAGCGGACGUAGCUAGCUUAUGUAUAAAAUCUCGUUGAUAUGGUGUUGUUUACAUCAAAAUAAAAAUUUCUCGAUUAAAAUUUUUAUGUGGGUCUACUUUGGAUCGAUGGUUGCACCGGUUUAUAUAGAUAGGGCUCGUAGAUAGCAGAUUGUCUGAGUGGGUCGUAUUUUAGUGGGGUAAUAGUUGGGCGCGAGGUGACCAUCUAGUACUUGGUCACCAUCUGUCCGUCGUCUCAUGGAUACUAUCAAACUCCGUAGUGGAAGGUAGUAACGUCAUAUUACGUACAUAGACACCAUCCAAUCCCUUAGUGGAUGAUAACAUUCAUAUCACGACAGGGGCCGGAGCCAUGAUUUAACGACGGGGACCCCGAAGUUUUCGUAAUACGUUGCCGCAAAAGACUGAAAAAAAUAUAAUUUUGUCUUAUUAUAACCACAUAUAAAAAAAUACAUUAAGUUCAAUAUAAAUAAAAAAUUAUAUGAAAUUUAAUAAUACAUUUCAAUUAUUAUCGUUGUAUCGCGUGAUCUGUUUUCGUAACUAAAAAUCGAAUAUAUAUAUCAAUAUUAGCAUAAGAAAACAAUUACUGGUUAUAUAGUCUAAUCGUUACAAUUGAAGAACUUAAUUGAUAAAUUUGAAAUUAAGGAAUUUAAAUCGUGAAAGUGAAAUUAUUAAAAAAAAAUUAGUCAAAUGAAAACAUAAAGGGGAAUAAAAUUACAAAUACUUCUCAUGUAUCUCGAACAACCCUUAAAAUUGAAUAAUUUAAUUGACCUAGCUUGUAAUAAUAGAUUUGACCAAAAAAAAUUAUUAAAGUUUGUUAUUAAAUCAAAUUAUAAAUUUAAUCUGGCUAAAUCGAUUGAUUGAAGUGCUUAAUUAAUUGAUUUCACUUAAAAUAAGCACUUGGCCCAUCCCAAGGAUUCUAACGAAGAAACAAAAUUGUUUAAAAAAAGGAGGGUAAACAGAAAGAAAAAAAUUGUAAAUAUCCUUCCCAUGGCACUAUUGAACUAGGGAACAGAAGCUAGAUUCGCAAAAUAGUCCCCUUAGUUCCCGUUAGAAUAAACCAAGCUCAUUGCCAUUUUAUUGCACGUCAAAAUAUUAAACCUUUAGUUUAGUCGUAUAAUACCGAGCACAUAACUAUCAAGAUUCUCGAGGAGGGAGGGGUAGCUCCGCCCCUAUAUCAGGGUCACCAUCCAACCUCUUAGUGGAUAUAUGGUGUAGCAUCUCAUAUGAUGGGUAUCUUCGAAACCCUAAAUGAAUGGUGUCAUCUCAUAUCAUAGGCACCAUCCAACCUCUAAGUUGAUGGUAUUAUCCCAUUCUACAUGGAUAGCAUCCAAACUCCUAAGUGGAUGUUAUCAUCCCACAACAUAGAUGUACUCGCGAGCCUAGUUGGAUGGUACCAUCCAGUCUCAUGGUUUUCAUCUAACUUGAUAUGAUGACUUUGUACAUGGAUGUUCAAUAAUUCGACCUCAUUAAUCAAUUAUUAUGAUUAAUCAAUUAUGGAACCUAGGCUGGAUGGUACCAUCCAGUCUCAUGGUUAAUUAUCAUCUAACUUGACAUGAUCAAUUAAGUUGCCUAACCCUUCAUAUAUGAUAAACGACUAUACUGUUAGCGGUGUAACCGAACCGAAAUUAGUGAUUAACAGUUACAUCGCUAAUCGAUAAAUAGUAAAUAGUCGAAUCUCGACAACAAAAUAUAGCUAAUUAAUAAUCGACGGUUAAACGGUUAGUAACCAACCAAUAGCAUGUGUUUGCCGACCCUAUGACACAGGGCCUCUAUCAUUGUAGCGAAAUUACAUAAGAGGUUGGAGGCAUUGAGUUUCCGAAAAUUUUAUAAUUUGAUCUAUAUGAUGUGUAGCACAAGAUUAAAACAUUAAUUUAAUU